This is a messenger RNA of Elaeis guineensis (African oil palm), 906 nucleotides long. RefSeq names its product cytochrome P450 81Q32. Gene Ontology annotation, molecular function: monooxygenase activity; oxidoreductase activity, acting on paired donors, with incorporation or reduction of molecular oxygen; iron ion binding. The record is from RefSeq and is a predicted model, not a curated record. Lineage: Eukaryota; Viridiplantae; Streptophyta; Magnoliopsida; Arecales; Arecaceae.
GUGUUGCUAUCGCUACAGGAGACGGAUCCCGGGUACUACACCGAUGAAGUGAUCAAAGCACUUGGUACAGGUUUAUUAGGUGCUGGCGUAGGUACUACAGCUGAAACAACUGAGUGGGUGAUGUCUCUCCUACUUAACAACCCAGAAGCAUUGAAGAAGAUGAGGGAUGAGAUUGACGCACAAGUAGGAAAUGAGCGCCUGCUGGAGGAAUCGGAUCUCUCCAAUCUUCCACACCUCCAGUGUGUCAUCACCGAAACUCUUCGGAUGUACCCAACAAGCCCUCUUCUGUUGCCUCAUGAAUCAUCCCAAGAUUGUAGUGUAGGAGGUUUUCAUAUUCCACGUGGAAUGAUGCUACUGGUCAAUGCAUAUGCAGUUCACAGGGACCCCAAGGUGUGGGAGGAGCCUACAAAGUUCAUGCCAGAAAGAUUUGAGGGUGGGAAGGGGGAAGGGAAGUUGAUGCUCCCCUUUGGGAUGGGAAGGAGAAGGUGCCCAGGUGAAGGCCUUGCAAUGAGGGUGGUUGGCCUAGCAUUGGGAACUCUGAUCCAGUGCUUUGAGUGGGAAGGGAUUGGAAAGGAAGAGGUGGACAUGACAACACAAGGCUCGGGUCUAACUUUGGCCAAGGCUAUUCCUCUAGAGGCCAUGUAUCGCCCACGCCAAAGCAUGCUUGAUGCUCUUAAAAAACUCUGAAUCAGUUCUCCACGAUUUGUAUGCUAAGCCGGGAGAAUCUAAUGAGAUCAGUUUCGUAGUAGUUCGACUCUGUAUGUAGCUCCCUCAAUAACUAGUGUUCAGUUUAGCUAGACGCAGAUCUAAUUUGUCAGAUUUCUUCUUUGGAUAAGAUGCAACACAUUUCAUCUGGCAUGCCUAUAGUAAGCCAUGCAGGCUGUCACGCGAAUCAUUUACUAUUAA